Messenger RNA from Suillus subaureus, 1470 nucleotides. RefSeq names its product Peroxin/Dysferlin domain-containing protein. NCBI's taxonomy places the organism in Eukaryota, Fungi, Basidiomycota, Agaricomycetes, Boletales, Suillaceae. The transcript is spliced from 2 exons. The coding region runs from base 1 to 1470 and encodes 489 amino acids. The record is from RefSeq and is a predicted model, not a curated record. Gene Ontology annotation, biological process: peroxisome organization. Gene Ontology annotation, cellular component: peroxisomal membrane.
AUGUCGCCCAAGUCCAAGGAUAUCAAUCUCAAACCAAAGAUACUGCAGGUGCCCUUGACGGCACCUAUGAGUUCAGCAGCUACUAUGAGCCCUGCCAUGCAGUCACCUCUAACACUCAUUGACUUUGUGACUACCGUUCCGACACCACUUGCUUCAGAGUUAGUUGCCCUUGCGCCAUAUAUUCAGGCCAUAAGGCACUUCGCACAGAUUAUUAGCUGGGAGUCUUCAUGGGAGGAAAGCUGGCUCGCUCUUGCCACAUGGUGGGCGUUCUGCUUGCUCUCCGAACCGACCUUGAGGUUCUUUUUACCCCUUGCAGUCACAUUCGUUCUCGCACUGAGACGGUGGACAUCAUCCACUCACACGUCUUCGGCAAUGUCACCGCCGGUAAUAACCGACAGUUCCCUUCACGCUCUCGUAUCUGAUCUGACGACCAUUCGCACCCUGCUUCCCUCAUCACCCCUCGUCGAAUCCCCCCUCCCUCCGUCCUUUGUUGUUCUCCGAGUACUCGCAUUUAUCUAUCUGCCCUACCUUAUCCUCACAUCUUUCGUUGGUCUCCGUAUUUGCAUCGCAUUAUGCGGUACCCUGUUCAUGACUCACAGAGCGCACUGGGCCAGACAUGCUCGAGCAUCCAUCACUCGCAGCGCACAUAUCCGAUGGGCAUUUUACCGGCUAUGCGCAUUUGUCUCAGGGGUGCCCCUGCCACCACCCUCAUCGCCCUCUCCUUUAGAAGCUUCUACCAAGAUACGCCCGGCAUCUGUAUUAGCGGAUGAUGUACCCAAGCCUUCCCCCCCUCUCCGCUUCCUGUUUACAGUCUACGAGAAUCAGCGGUGGUGGAUGGGUCUUGAUUGGACAGCUGCUCUGCUUCCCAAUGAGCGCCCAUCAUGGUGUAGCUCCUCCUUAGUUCCAUUAUCCCCUCCCUCAGUUUUUCCUCUUCCCUCCUCUACAACGGCAUACGUCGCUGUCGGCAAGAACGGCCGCGCAAAACGUGUAGCGCGAUGGACGUGGGAAGAACCUGAAUGGCGCGUUAUCAUACGCAAAGAAGGCCAGGAAGGUGUCUGGCGAGUGGAGAAGACACCCCCAAGAGAUAAAGACGGACCUGAUGAAUCUACUGCAGCACGGAUGCUACGCGCCGCACGCGGCCGUGACAACCUGAACACGAGCUCCAGUGGUCCUACCGAGUCGCCCGAACAGACUGGCGAACAAUAUUCCAGCGACCCGUUCCUCGAUCCUGCGUCUGAAGAUGAAGCUAUCACAGACCCAGAGGGUUGGUUGUACGGCGACAACAAGUGGGAAGGGGCGAGCUCGAAAGGCGGAAUGGGAAAGUACACGCGCUUCCGGCGUUGGACUCGCAUUGCUGUUCUCAGUGAGACUGUCGAAGCUUGUGGGUCCAGGCGAGUUGGGUGUUUUACGCGAUUCCACGGAGUUCAGCGGAUAUGGGACUGCCACAAGCUCCAUUUUUGGCAGUCCUAG